CAGGCAGCACGCUCAGUCGUCCCGGCUCACUCGAUCCAGGAUGCGCGUCCUCUGCGGUCUUCCGCUGCUGCUGGUCGCAGCUACGGCCAAUGCGCUCCUGUUCGAACUCGUGCCAACGUCCCGUGGCAGCGGCAGCGCCGUCUACAAGGUCAAUGGUACCGUAACCCUCAAGACCCUGGAACUCGAUGUUACCGAAGGCCCCGCACUCACCUACGAAGGAGACCUCGCGGUCCAGAAGCUCACAGAAACCGACUACGUCGCCAAGUUCCUCAAUUUCACACUCGUGAAGUUCGACAAGGUCCUCGGAGACGUGCACCACUUCGAGCCCCACUAUGAGUCGAGCCUGUUCGGCCAGGAGGUGGACUACUUCCAGUACGUCCAGUACCCCGUCUGGUUCUCGCUCAAACAGGGCAAGGUUGUCGAGUUCGGCGUCGCCCAGGAGGUGAGAGAGGGAGCUCUGAACGUGUACAAGGCCGUCCUGACUCUGCUCCAGAGCCAGCCCGAGACCUUCCAGGAGUUGCCCGCCGUGGUGUCCUACUACGAGGACGGAGUGAGCGGAUACUGCCGCGUCAACUACGAGUUGCAGUCCCUGGACGCUCACGUCUACACCGGGGUCAACGUCCUGAACGUCACCAAGACCAAGUACCUGGACGACUGCAAGAAGACGCGUCCCGUUUACACCGUCGACUCUGUCGAGGUACAGGGAUACCCUCCCCUGUGCAACAAGCACCUCCCGAACAACUUCCUGCCGGGAUACCAGGAAGACACCGCAGAGUACGAGGCCUCUCCCACCGUCGGAUGCCCCGUUGGCUACAAGCCCUUCGACACCCUGGUCACCGCUCACGAGGUGUCCUACUACAACCUAAGCGACAACGUGCUGGAGAGCGCUUACACCGAGAGUUUGGACGUCCUGAACGUCUUCACCGGAAAGGUCGUCGUGAAGACCCUCCUUAAAGUAUGGCUCGCUCACGUCGAUGGACCUCAGCUCGAAGAGUUCACCCCUGUCCAGACCUAUCAGACUCUUGAACUUGUCCUACCCGAGACAGCCCACCACUUCGACCUCCCGGUCUACAGCCUGCUUGUGGAAACGCCCGAAGAAGUGUCCGUUGAAGUUUUCCAGAGGGCCUUGACCACCGUCGUCGACGAACUUGUCUCCCUGGAAGUCGAGGAUGAGACUGUGGAGCCCAAGCAGACUCCCGGCCUCUUGCUUCAGCUUGUCAAGACCGUUGCCGUCCUUAACCUCGAACAGCUUAAGCAGACCGUUCCAGAAUUCCUGCAGAGGCCCGUGCUUGAGCUCGCUCCCCACGAGCAGGUCCACAGGUCCCUGUGGGUUGACCUCAUCGGCAAGGCAGGCACCAAGUCUUCCCUGGACCUUGUCUUGUACCUGCUCCAGCAGAACCUCUUGACCCGCAACGAAGCUGCCCGUGUCCUUCAGGACGUCGCUGCCUUCAAGGCCUACCCCGAGAAGGAGACAAUCGAGAAGUUCCUGGAGUUCGCCCUGGGCCAGAGCCAAGUCCUUCCCCCUCUUGUCUUUUCCACGCUCUUGCACACCUUGGGCGAGCUUGUCAACGAGGCCUGCCCAUCUGAGGUCGAGUACCCCUCGUACGAGGAAGGAUACCUGGUCGAAGUUGAGCAACAUGCUCCGCUUCACAGGCUUUAUCUGCCCGUGGGCGCACAGUGCACUGUCCAGGACCUGAAACAGUACGUUCUGACCAUCAGCGAGGCACUGAAGCAGACUGACGACUUCAAGAAGGUCGUGGCCUACCUGCACGGCCUCGGCAAGUUCGCCAAGCCCGAGGUCCUGCCCGUGCUGCUGGCCUACGUGAACGGCACCGCCGAGAACCUGUACAGGCUUGUGAGCCAGGACGAGGACUACCUCGAAUCCGUCUACUUCGUGAAGAAGGCCGCUCUGCUCGCUCUUGAUCACGUCGUCAAGUACUACCCGAAGGAGGUGAGCCCGCUCGUCCGUACCCUGGUGCUGAACACCACCGAACCGACCGACCUGAGGACUCUGGCCUUUGACAUCUGGCUGAAGACUGUGCCCGCCAAGUGGGACCUGCAGCAAGUCGUCCUCGCUGCCAAGACCGACCUUAGCCUCGAGUUCGGAACCUACGUGUACACUGCCCUCAAGUCCAUCGUCAAGGACAAGCGCCCCGUCAACAGCCUUCUGGCCAGCCGUGUUCGUGGAGUGUUCACCCAUCUCAAGCCUCAUGACUUCGGCUUGAGGUUCGCUCACCUGUACAAGCACACGUACUACAACGCCGAGCACCUCUUCGGUCUGGAGAGUCUUUUCAAGAAGGUUGCCACCAACACCUCGUUCUUCCCGAGCUACCUUUCUCAUGGAAUCAAGUACAACCUCGGCCCCUACUUCAAGACUCUGCUCUCGGGCAAGCUGUUGCUGAAGGGAGGCGAGAAGGUUUUGGACGACGUCUUCGGACAUGAUGGUCUGCUCACCAAGGUGGUGCUGGCCCUUCAAGGAGAGUUGGACACCUCCCCCAGGCACUUCGAACACCACACCCGCGAGACCAGUCUUUUCAAGGAGCUGAACGUGGAGCCACGCAAGGUGGAGACCCCCAAGGCCGUCCUGCUCUGGCAGUUCCUGACCGGCGAGGCUGUCCUCCCAGUCGACGAAGAGCUCUUCCACGAGUUGCAGAAGGAGCUUCUUGAGCUGGUUCACAAGGUCGGCCAGGAGGGUCUCACCUACCACUUCGUGCGCUUGGUGCUGCCCAAGCAGCUGUACCAUGUCGAGCCCAGCCCCGUGGGUCUGCCCGUCGUGCACACCAUCCAGCACCCAGUCCUGCUGUCGCUCAAGCUCGACAAGCUUGCCCUCAGCCUGCAGACCGCUCCGGGAAGCCUCCUCCCAGUCAGCGCCAAGUUCACCGGAACCGUUCACCCGAGCCUCUUCACCACGAACCAGGUCCGCGUGUUCGUGUCCGACCUCGUCGGUACGCCGUCUCCCACCGUCGUCCUGACCGACACCAAGGAGCUCAACUUUAAGCACACCGUGGAAGUGGAGUACAGCAAGGAAGACGCCCAGCAGUUGCAGGUGUCUGUCAAGCCCCACUACGGACGCGUGUUCCUCAGCGCCAAGUGCACGGAGCACGUCUUGACCACCAACAAGAUCUUCGAGCCUCUGACCACUCCUUUCCUGGAAUACAGCAAGUGCAUCAAGAGCAUGGCCGUGCCCUACACCUACGAGAAGACCUACGGCGGCGAGUUUCUGAACGUGGAUGUGAGCGCUGUGAGCCACCAGCCGUGGUCCAAGCCGCCGCUCUACAAGGUUCUUCCAGAAGGUACCACUCGUCUGGACGCCCUGCUGCAAUGGAUCUCAAGCAAGACCUACAAGCACACCGUCCUCAGCGUUGACGUGAAGCCAUACGCUGCUGACCCCGUGACUGAGUGGACCGCCACCUUUAAGUACCAGAACAACCUCAAGGAACUGGUUGAGGCGACAUUGCACCAGGAAGAAGGCCUGUACCCAGAGGUGAACGCCGCCAAGGAGGCCAGCUGGUUUGCUAGGGUUAACCCCUUCCAUGGCAAGAAGCACCACCAUGAGCAAGAGCACCACGAGGAGGAAGAGCAUCACUGGGAGUUCCCGGCUCAGUACGUGGAAGCCAUUGAGGAUUACGAAGAAAUCUCUGGAAUGCCGAUUCUUUCCAAGGUCCGCAAGGCUCACCACACCCACCACCACACGCGCCACCACACGCACCACAAGUCGCAUCACAAGACACCCAAGACGCAUCGUACCCAGUACAAGUGGACCGUGCCAACGUUCUUGAACAAGACACACACCAAGCACGCUCUUACGGUUACCUUGGAGGGCAAGGACGGUGGAGCCGUCAAGAAGGGAGUCCAGCUCAACUACGUUGGCCUUCGCACCCUAGACAAGUCGUCCAGGAAGCUCUACCUCGAUGUGGAGACCACUUUCCUUCCAAAGUUGUCUCUUUUCCUGAACGUGACUCACCCCGUCGUGCCAAGCCCCUUCUACUAUGUGCCUUCCUUCCUCGGAAAGGACGUCGCUAACGCCACCCUCUACAUCCGUUACGGAGACGACCUCACCAAGCCCAUCGUAGUCACCUACAAUGCCACCAAGACUGAGGAGCAAGUCCUUGGCGUCCACGGAUACGAUGGCGCACCUCUCCUGAAGUGGUUCGUGCCCCAGUGUCUUGAAGACCAGCACAACGGAUUCGCGGUCAGCUACGCUUGCCGUCUGGCAACCACCUUCGACGCCCACCUCAACCACCAAGUGGUUCACGUUAAGGUGCCCCAGCACUUUGCCGAGGAUCUUGUCCUGAAGAAGUACGCCUUCAAAUCCCUCAACUACCUGAAGUACAAGCUGUUCCCCUACGUCACCUUCCAAGCCUUGCCUCACUUGACACACCAGGUCGAGCCCGAGUUCACCCUCUACUUCAACAAGAGCCACGUCAACCCCUUCGUGACCGUCGGCUCCGGAGUUGUCGUCCUGCCAGGAGAGAAGCUCACCGUCAAGAACCUCAAGGUUUCCGAGUUCUACUCGCCCAACCUGCUGCUGUCCGGCUAUGACCGUUUCCUGCAUUCCCACUACAACGGCUUCCCUUACUUGCCCUGCGGCGUUGGCAAGAACUACCUGCGCACGUACGACAACGUGAGCUACCCUCUUGAGCUGAAGGACGAGUGCAAGUACCUGCUUACUGGAGACUGCACAACCAGGAGCGACUUCUCGGUCGUCCUUGAACCCCUGGACCUCGAAGUCGGCACCAAGAAACUGACCCUGCAACUGUUUGACACCGUUGUUGUGCUCCCACCGCCCGACCUGUACAAGGCCGAGGUUGUCCUGACCGUCAACGGCACCACGUACGUGGCCACCGAGUACAAGGACGUCGUGCUGCCCUACAAGGCCUACCACAAGCUUUUCAUUACCGUGUACCCGACGAGCGGACCCCACGACCCUCCUGUGGUCCAGCUGACCAACACCCUGAGGACCUUCAAGGUUGUGUUCGACGGAGUGAACGCCUACGUCUGGGUGCAUCCUCUGUACCAGAGCAAGACGUGCGGUCUUUGCGGCAACUACGACAACGAACCAGCCUUUGAGUUCUUCACACCCACCAACGAGCUGGUGUCCAACUACAGCGAGUUCGUGGCCAGCUACGGCUUUGGCGGCGCCCAGUGCCACGAGGUCGUGCCUUCUGUCCUGAGCACCCUGAGCCAGCUGCAGGUGCUCAAGGGAGCGUUCCUCGCCACCUGGGCCGCCCGCCCUGCGCACCUUGGUCGCUCCUGGUUCAACGUCAUGGGCCACCACCAACACCACCACCACGAGCUGCCAGAGGAAAACAGUGACGAAGUCAAAGACGGAGUCCUGCCCUGGUUCCACCCAGAACACCUGCUGCCUCACCACAAGUACCCACAGCACCACAAGACUACGCCGUACCCUUACGCCACACCGUUCACCCCGCGUUACCACCAUCACUCUACGCAGUACCACUACGCUACCCCGUUCACCCCACGCCACUACGAGCAUUCUAAGCACCACCACUACGCUACUCCAGAAUAUUACGAGUCUGAGGAGUACCGUCGCGCAACUCCCUUCACUCCUCGUCACUACGGUUCCACGAAGUACAACUACGCCGCCACCCCUUUUACCCCUCGUCACUACGAAUCCGAAGAGGAACUCCGUGCCACCCCCUUUACUCCGCGCUACCACCACUACAAAGCAACUCCCUUCACUCCACGAUACCACCACCAGGCGAAGAAAUUCACUCCCCUUUACUACGAAUCUGAAGAGGACCUCCGUGCCACUCCCUUUACUCCCCGCUAUCACCACUACAAAGCUACGCCUUUCACUCCCCGUUACCACCACGCCACUCCUUUCACUCCUCGUCAUUACGAAUCCGAAGAGGAGCUCGGUGCGACUCCCUUCACUCCCCGCUACCACCACUACAGAGCUACGCCUUUCACUCCCCGUUACCACCACGCAACUCCUUUCACUCCUCGUCACUACGAAUCCGAAGAGGAGCUCGGUGCGACUCCCUUUACUCCUCGCUACCACCACUACAAAGCUACGCCUUUCACUCCCCGGUACCACCACGCCACUCCCUUUACUCCUCGUCACUACGAAUCCGAAGAGGAACUCGGUGCAACUCCAUUCACUCCCCGCUACCACCACUACAAAGCUACGCCUUUCACUCCCCGUUACCACCGCGCCACUCCCUUCACUCCACGUCACUAUGAAUCCGACGAGGAGCUUGGUGCCACUCCCUUCACUCCCCGCUACCACCACUCUACACCGUACCCGUACGCUACCCCGUUCACUCCUCGCCACCACCACUCCAAGCAGCACCACUACGCCACGCCUUUCACUCCUCGUUACCCCAGUGAGGACCUCCAGCGCUCCGAAAUUUCGGAGGAGUUGAAGUCGGGUCAGAUGAUGAAGCAAUACUACGAGGAUACUGAAGAGAGCAAGUGCUUCCAGGAACGCACCAUCAUGCGCGACCACGAGGGCAUGAUCUGCUACAGCCAGGUGCCCGUGCCGUCCUGCAAGCCCGGCUGCAAGAAGGGAAAGGGAAGCGUCCAGCUGAGUGUGCCAUUUGUUUGCUUGGACCGCAGCAGUUCCAUGGCCAAGGAGCUGACCAAGAAGGUCCGCAAGCUUGGCAACGUGGGCAAGCUGCCCAUCGAUCUGGAGACCACGCCCCACGUCGAGCAAGUCCGCGUUCCCGAGAAGUGCGUCCCAUACGAGAAGUAGUCGAUUAGGCAAUAACCAAGUCAACCGCCACCACGCGUAUAUACGCGCGCUGAGGCGACGGCCGACAUUUUACGCAAUAAAGUACGUUUCACAGUGUUA
Molecule: messenger RNA, 6817 nt
Organism: Ixodes scapularis (black-legged tick)
Lineage: Eukaryota; Metazoa; Arthropoda; Arachnida; Ixodida; Ixodidae
Exons: 26
Coding region: 41-6718 (2225 amino acids)
Biological process (GO): lipid transport
Molecular function (GO): lipid carrier activity
Source: RefSeq, a predicted model, not a curated record